Molecule: messenger RNA, 1870 nt
Organism: Clupea harengus (Atlantic herring)
Lineage: Eukaryota; Metazoa; Chordata; Actinopteri; Clupeiformes; Clupeidae
Product: guanylyl cyclase-activating protein 2-like
Biological process (GO): visual perception
Cellular component (GO): photoreceptor inner segment; cone photoreceptor outer segment
Molecular function (GO): calcium sensitive guanylate cyclase activator activity; calcium ion binding
Source: RefSeq, a predicted model, not a curated record
GAAACAGAGUAUAAUAAGAAUGUUGUGACUAAUGUUUUUCAAAAGAUCUGCAUGAAUUCAUGAAUUUAAAUAGUUUUUGUGAAUUGUACAGCUGUGUACUUUGCAUACACUCAAGAUCACCACCCAAGUUUAAUGUUAGAGAUUAAUGUCAAGAGUUACCCAACGUGAAUAAUGCCAACUGAGAUUUAUUAGGACAUUCACUGUAGGCCGUAAAACAAUCCCCACAGCUUUACUUUACAGUUAUAUUCUCAAUCGCUUGAGGAAGGUGUAAAGACAAUAUGAGACAUGCACAUUCCUUGACAUUAUAUGCAAAGUAGCCUAGUAAUUCACUUGCCAUAACAGUGUAGAGUUGCAAAAUCGAUUCACAAUCUUACCGCAUAACUAUGUGAUGAGCAACUCAUGCUUUCGCGUUAAUCUGAUUAACUAGCCUCCUGUUUAGUAGUGUAAUCUUCGUAACUUAUUUUUUCGAUACGGUGAUUUAUCGAUAUGAUUACUUUGUUCCUUAGUGGACUCACCUCUACCUUUAAAAGAAGAGCAGCGCUGGGUGUUGCUGUCAUUGAGAAAGCAGUGGGAAGUGAAAAGUCUUCAUACCUAUGUGUCAGUGGAUUACGGACUGAAUCCUGGGUUUACAUGCCAACAAUGCUGCCUCCUCCUUGUAGUAUACGCCCAUCAACUGAGCUGUGAAAGGAGGGUAACUUUUACGGCACUCCAUGACAGAACAUCAAGCGCUGUACAUUGCCUGAAAAUGACAGGUGGUUGAAUUGACUCGGUGCCUGAAUGAGGUACAAUCGUGCCUUUCACGUUCAUAACAGUACGAAGAAUCGGUUUUUUUUUUGCCAUGGGGCAGUCGGAGUCCCAAGAAGAAGACGAACAAUUGGAUAUCUCAGCAAUACAAACUCUGUACAAAAGCUUCAUUAUGGAAUGUCCCAGUGGCUCUUUGUAUUUGCACGAAUUCAAGAAAAUAUUUGGAAUAAAAAACGACGACUCUCCAGAAUCAUUAUACAUGGAUAAUUUGUUUCGGUCAUUCGAUAUGAACGGAGACGACACAUUAGACUUCAUUGAAUAUGUAGCUGCUCUACAUCUUGUUCUGCGUGGAAAACUAGAGGAUAAACUCCGAUGGUCAUUUAAAGUCUUUGACCACGACGAGAACGGACGUCUAGACAAACACGAGUUAAAACGGAUCAUUAAGAUUAUUUAUAAGAUGAAGCAGGGGAAAAUGGCUGAUGCAUCCGGCAAUUCUCUCACUGUCGAUCAAGUAUGUGACCGACUGUUUGAUACCAUAGACAAAAACGGUGACGGUCAUAUUUCACUUGAGGAAUUUUUGGAAGGGGCCCAAAAUAACCCAUGGGUGCGUAAUUGCCUGAAGUUGGAUGUGAACCCCUGUGCCUGGGUGAACAGGCAUCAAGAACAGAUCAAUGGAUACAAAAAGCCUUUACUGUCCUCUAAAGACAGAUUACGAUGACUGAUGGAUGCGCCUUAUGCACCAAGAUGAAGUGACUUUGUACAUAGACAAUACAACAUUUUACCAAAGGAAAUAAGUCCUCACAUUUUCAGGCAAUGGACAUGCAAUGGACAUGCAUUAAGGACCUACCUACUAACUUCAAAGCCUCACAGGAUUUCAACUGGACAGGACAUUUGGGUUGCAAUCACAUACCCAAACAUGACUCACUCUUCAAUUACCCCGAAAAAGCUCAUCAGUGACCAAAUACAGAUAUCUCUGCUGUGAGAGUGUGACAUUUCCAUGUGUUUUGAUCAGUGCCAUAAUGAAAUUUGAUUGGUGGUUCAGUUCUUGGUUUGUCAUAUGUGUAUAUUCCUUUUCAUAUACCAAUUAAAAGCCUUUAAUAAAAUAAAAUAAAUAUAAACAACUUUA